Molecule: messenger RNA, 5025 nt
Organism: Marmota monax (woodchuck)
Lineage: Eukaryota; Metazoa; Chordata; Mammalia; Rodentia; Sciuridae
Product: chromatin remodeling regulator CECR2
Exons: 19
Coding region: 114-4514 (1466 amino acids)
Biological process (GO): chromatin remodeling
Cellular component (GO): CERF complex
Molecular function (GO): protein binding
Source: RefSeq, a predicted model, not a curated record
CGAGCAGCGGAGGCGCCGCGCCGCGGCGGGAGUCCGAGGCAAGGGAGCCGAGCGCGGGCAGCGGGGGCAGCCGGGGCGCGCGCCGAUCCCGGGGCCGGUGCCGCGACGAGGAGAUGUGCCCGGAGGAGGGCGGCGCGGCCGGGCUGGGCGAGCUCCGUUCCUGGUGGGAAGUCCCGGCCAUCGCACACUUCUGUUCGCUCUUUCGCACUGCGUUCCGCCUGCCCGACUUUGAGAUCGAGGAGUUAGAGGCAGCCCUUCACAGAGAUGACGUGGAGUUUAUCAGUGACCUGAUUGCCUGUCUGCUUCAGGGCUGCUAUCAACGCAGGGAUAUCACGCCUCAGACAUUCCACAGCUACCUGGAGGACAUCAUCAACUACCGAUGGGAGCUCGAAGAAGGGAAACCCAAUCCUCUGAGAGAAGCCAGUUUCCAGGACUUGCCUCUUCGCACCCGUGUGGAGAUCCUGCACCGGCUCUGUGAUUAUCGGCUAGAUGCAGAUGAUGUCUUUGACCUCCUCAAGGGCCUGGAUGCAGACAGUCUCCGUGUGGAACCUCUGGGGGAAGACAAUUCUGGGGCCCUCUACUGGUAUUUUUAUGGAACACGAAUGUACAAAGAGGACCCAGUACAAGGGAAGUCCAAUGGCGAACUCUCCUUGAGCAGGGAAAGUGAAGGACAAAAAAAUGUCUCAAGUGUUCCUGGAAAAACAGGAAAAAGAAGAGGAAGGCCCCCCAAACGCAAGAAACUACAGGAGGAGAUUAUUGCAAGUGAAAAGCAGGAAGAAAACUCCUUGGUGUCUGAGUCACAGACCAGAAAUGGAUCUCAAGGACCAGGCCAAGGCACUUGGUGGCUCCUGUGCCAAACAGAAGAGGAGUGGAGACAGGUCACUGAGAGUUUUCGAGAGAGGACCUCCCUUCGAGAGCGGCAGCUCUAUAAGCUUCUCAGUGAGGACUUCCUGCCUGAGAUCUGCAACAUGAUCGCCCAGAAGGGAAAACGUUCACUGCGCACAAAGGCAGAGUUGCAACCUAGGUGGAUUUCUGACCACCUGUCCAUCAAAGCCAUGAAGCAAGAGGAGACUCCUGUGCUCACCAGAAUUGAAAAACAGAAGCGCAAGGAGGAAGAGGAAGAACGGCAGAUUCUCCUUGCAGUGCAGAAAAAGGAACAGGAGCAGAUGUUGAAAGAGGAAAGGAAGCGGGAAUUGGAGGAGAAGGUCAAGGCAGUGGAAGAUCGAGCCAAGAGGAGAAAACUCAGGGAAGAAAGGGCAUGGCUGCUGGCUCAAGGCAAGGAGCUACCCCCAGAACUUUCCCAUCUGGACCCUAAUUCUCCCAUGAGGGAAGGAAAAAAGACAAAGGAUCUCUUUGAGUUGGAUGAUGACUUCACUGCCAUGUAUAAAGUUCUAGAUGUGGUAAAGGCUCACAAGGAUUCCUGGCCAUUUUUGGAACCCGUGGAUGAAUCUUAUGCUCCUAAUUAUUAUCAGAUUAUAAAGAUCCCCAUGGAUAUUUCAAGCAUGGAGAAGAAAUUGAAUGGAGGUUUAUACUGUACCAAGGAUGAAUUUGUAAAUGACAUGAAGACAAUGUUCAGGAAUUGUCGAAAAUAUAAUGGGGAGAAUAGUGAGUAUACCAAGAUGUCUGAUAAUUUAGAGAGAUGUUUCCAUCGGGCAAUGAUGAAACAUUUUCCUGGAGAAGAUGGAGACACGGAUGAAGAAUUUUGGAUCCGAGAGGAUGAAAAGCGGGAGAAGAGACGGAGUCGGUCUGGUCGUAAUAGUGGAAGCCAUAUUUGGACCCGCUCUAGGGACUCUGAAGGGCCCAGCAGGAAGCAGCAGCCCAUGGAAAAUGGAGGAAAAUCAUUGCCCCCUGCACGCCGAGCUUCUUCUUCAGGGGAUGAUCAGAGCAGCAGUUCUACUCAGCCCCCUCGAGAAGUGGGCACUUCAAAUGGCCGAGGUUUUUCCCGCCCUGUGCACUGUGGUGGAAUGCCCAGCCAAGCACCUCUUUUAAACCAAAUGAGGCCAGCAGUACCAGGAGCAUUUGGCCCUCUUCAAGGAUCAGAGCCCAACACCUUCUAUGGUCCCUCUCGAGUCCCAGAAGCACACCCAGGAGAGCCCAUGCAGCAGCAUCAGGCUUUUUCCAUGCAGCCUCCAGUUGGAAUUAGUAACCACCGAGGACCCCAGCUUGGCACUCCAGAAGAUAAGCAGAUGUGUGGGGGGCUAACACACCUUUCUAACAUGGGAUCACAUCCCGCCUCCUUGCAGCUUGGACAGAUGAGUGGCCCUGGUCAGGAUGGAAACAUGUAUCCCCCAGCUUCAUUCCAGCCAGGAUUUAUUCCUCCCAGGCAUGGUGGGGCUCCAACCCGACCAGCAGACUUUGCUGAGAGUUCAGAAAUUCCUCCCAGUCACAUGUAUCGAUCCUACAAGUACCUGAAUCGUGUACACUCUACCGUCUGGAAUGGGAACCAUGGUACUACAAAUCCAGGACCUUUGGGGCCAGAUGAGAAGCCCCACCUCGGGCCAGGACCCGCUCACCAGCCUCACGCUCUUGGUCACAUGAUGGAUUCCCGAGUAAUGAGACCAUCUAUACCCCAAAACCAGUGGACUAAGCAAUCAAGCUUUCUACCUCAUGGUGUUCCUUCUUCAGGAUAUAUGCGACCACCUUGUAAGUCCACUGGUCAUAGGUUGCAGCCACCUCCAACCCCAGCACCAAGUUCUCUAUUUGGAGGGCCCUCCCAGACCCUGCGUGGGAUGCAAGGAGGGGACUCUAUGAUGGACAGCCCUGAGAUGAUCGCCAUGCAGCAGCUGUCCUCCCGUGUCUGCCCACCAGGUGUGCCUUACAACCCCUGUCAACCCACUCCCUCCCAAGUACCUGGCCCUUUUCCACAGGUAGCUCAUUCAGCAUCAGUAAGCUUGUCAGCCCCCAAACCUGCCUUGGGCAACCCUGGGAGGAUACAGGAUAACAAUGAAACACAAAAGCCUGAGAAUGACCAAGGAGAAGCUUUGCCUGGACUUGAAGAGAAACCAGCAAGCGUUGGUGCUUCAGAGGGGGUAUACCUUAAACAGCUACCUCAACCUACACCUCCCCUGCAGGCCGACUGCACCAGGCAGAGCUCACCAAGAGAAAGGGAAACAGAGGCCACAGAGCUCAAAAAUGACACAUUGGAAUCUGCAGACAACUGUAAAACAGCAAAGGGCAAGAAUACCUGGACCUCAGACAGCAGCUAUACCAGCCCAGCUGCCCAAGGCUGUAUGAGAGACCUCUCCACAAUGGCCGACAGAGGCGUUCUUCCUGAAAAUGGAGUCAUUGGUGAAGCAUCUCCUUGUGGAUCAGAGGGGAAGGGCCUUGGUGGCAAUGGUUCAGAAAAACCAGUCUGCCCCAGAGGCAAAACAUUGCAGGAGACCAUGCCCUGCACAGGACAGAAUGCAACUACACCUCCAUGUGCAGACCCCAGUUUAAUGACAAGCCCUGUAAGCCAGUUUUCUCCCUUGUACAUGCCUGGCCUAGAAUACUCUAAUUCAGCUGCACAUUACCACAUCAGUCCAAGCCUGCAAGCCUUGGGCCCUAUGAUGGGGGGGAAAUCCUCGGUAUCGCAUCCUCAGCAUUUCUCUCCCAGGGCCUUUCAGUCUAACAAUCCUCACCCUGGGAUCUUUCCCCGAUAUCGCCCUCCCCAGGGAAUGAGGUAUUCCUACCAACCACCACCUCCACAGCCUUCCUACCAUCAUUACCAGCGAACUCCUUAUUACACUUGUCCACAGGGCUUUUCUGAUUGGCAGAGACCUCUCCACCCUCAGGGAAACCCAGGUGGCCCCCCAGCAAGUCAUGCCCCUCACCCACGGCCCCUUUUCUCAGAUAAAAAUUCCAUGGCUAAUCUGCAAAGCUGUGAGACACUGAGUGCUGCCUUAACUUCCCCAACUCGAAUGGAUGCAGUGGCUGCUAAAGUUGUCCCACCUGACAGACAGAAUCCUGGUCCAGAGGAAGAAAAGCUUGAUGAAUCUAUGGAGAGGCCAGAGAGUCCCAAAGAGUUUUUAGAUCUGGACAACCAUAAUGCAGCUACCAAGCUACAGAGUUCUUUGUCAGCCAACGAAUAUAUUUAUGGAACUCCUCCUACACCUCUGAGUUCAGGGAUGGGAUUUGGUUCACCUCCUUUCCCACCUCAUGGUAUGAUGCUACAAACGGGGCCUUCUUAUACACCACAGCGGCCAACCAGUCAUUUUCAACCCAGGCCAUAUUCUCCUGUGGGUGCUCACCCACCCCACCAUCCAGGGCCUGCCCAGCCUAAUGGCCUCUCUCAAGAGGGUUCUCUCUAUCGCUGCCAGGAAGAGGGCCUGGGCCACUUUCAAGCAGUAAUGAUGGAACAGAUUGGCACUGGAAGUGGAAUAAGAGGAUCCUUCCAGGAAAUGUACAGACCAUCAGGAAUGCACAUACAUCCAAUCCAGUCGCAGUCCUCAUUCCCAAAGACCCCAGCACCAGCAGCAUCACCAGAACAGCUGCCACCACAUAAGCCCCCAACACUUCCUCUGGAUCAGAGCUAGUCCUAGGAGGAAAUUGCCCCCAAGGAAGUGAAAAGCUGCACAUGAAGACAGAACAUGGAGGAUUUGGGGAAAUGAUCCUUGCCCAUCUCUAUCCCAGUCACCCUGCUGUGCCCCUUCACAGUGAAUUACACCUUGCCACCAAGAGCUGGAGCCAUUCCUGGGCCUUAGAAGCAUACUCACUCCAUAGACGACUGACACAGAGCUUGCAGAGGUGCUGGGUCAGGGAUCACUUGCACAGCUGACUGACAGUCAGGAAGAUCAAGUGAACCUGGAGUUCAUGCUGACUUCUCCAAAUUCUGAGACUGUCCUUCAGGGAAAAUCACUUUAAACUUGGGUGGGGGGCAUACAAAAUAACAGAGUGGUGCUUUUAAACUUUCGUGAGCAGCUAAUCUCAGGUAUAUAUUGAGGAAGGGACUACUUGUAGUAUUAAUGUUUUCAGAGCUGGGUCCAGUUUACACAAUUUUCAUGUUGCCUUUUAAAAUAAUUUUUGUUGGUGAAUGUAUUGUACAUA